CCCCCGUUACACUCUGGAGCAAUACAAUUCAGUUACAACGUCUUCGUCAUUCAUCCACCUCCUUCUUCAAGCUCAAAGUCACACCUCGAUCAAGCUCUCUGACUCCUCUCAGAUCCGACUCCCCAUUCAAAUUCACCAAGCCUCGCCUGAACUGAAAGAAGAAGCUCUCUCCGUUUCUUCGAACCAUGCAUGGCCGGCCAUCGCAGAACCGGCUAUCGUCUUUUCAGUCGAGAAUUUCAGCUCUCCUCCUCGCCAUGCUCUCCACCAUGGCCGUAAUUUACGUCGCCGGCCGUCUGUGGCAGGAUGCUGAAGAUAGGGUUUAUUUGAUCAAGGAAAUUGAUAAAAGAAAUAGUCAGGGCCACUCUGCUAUAUCUGUGGACGAUACGCUUAAGAUUAUAGCUUGCAGGGAGCAACAGAAGAAGUUGUCCGCCGUAGAGAUGGAACUGGCUGCAGCAAGGAAAGAAGGCUUUGUUCCAAAGAGCUCGUCGAAAAAUGAGAAGGAUGAUUCUAAGAAGAAGCUUCUAGCAGUUGUAGGAAUUUUCACGACGUUUGGUCGCAAUAAAAAUAGGGAGGCAAUUCGUAAGGCGUGGAUGCCUACUGGUGCAGGAUUGAAAAAAUUGGCAGAUGAAAAGGGCAUUGUUGUGCGAUUUGUAAUUGGAAGAAGCCCAAAUCGUGGAGACAGUUUGGACAAGCAAAUCGACAGUGAAAGUAGGCAGACCAAAGACUUCAUUGUUCUUGAUGGUCAAGUAGAGGCAUAUGAGGAGGGUCCAAAAAAGAUGAAAUCAUUCUUUAUUCAUGCUGUAGAGAGCUGGGAUGCUGAGUUUUAUGUCAAGGUCAAUGAUGAUGCUUUUAUUAAUAUUGAUGUCCUUGGAGCAACACUAACUACUUAUUUGAAUAAGCCUCGUGUCUACAUUGGGUGCAUGAAAUCAGGCGAAGUUUUCUCUGAACCGACACACAAAUGGUACGAACCAGACUGGUGGAAAUUUGGCGACGCAAAAUCAUACCCUAGACAUGCAUCUGGUGAAAUGUAUGCCAUUUCUAGAGCAUUAGCUCAGUUUAUAUCAAUAAAUAGGUCUAUUCUUCGUACAUAUGCUCAUGAUGAUGUUAGUGCUGGAUCAUGGUUUAUUGGGCUUGAUGUGAAGCACAUUGAUGAUCGAAAGUUUUGCUGCAACUCCUGGUCUCCAGGAGCAAUCUGUACAGCUGUGUGAUAUAAUUUGCCUCACAAAUAUUGAUUCCUACCAGUAUAUAUAAAAGAAAGGGAAGGCUAAUCAUAUACAGCUCAUCUUGAUGCCAUUGUUGACCGGACGAUUCAAGCUGUAUAUAAGCUUUUUUUUUUUAUCCCAGGCAGAAAGUUGAUACAAACAAAGUUCAAAAUAUAGAUAUUGAAGAGAAUUGAAGAGGUUAUGGGAGGAUUGUAUCUAUGUGCUGCUGGUCAGAGUCUUCUCAUAACCUCCGGACGCCAACAGCACUUCACUACUUUUACAUUUUCCAUCUGUAGAAUUUUUGGAAGGAUUACAAUUCUUUAGUUAUUAAGUGUAGGAUUGGUUAUAUUUUCGAUAGAACAGCAUGUCAGGAUUGUCAAGUGUUACUUCAGUUGGGGGUUUUGACAUCAUUUUAACUCA
Messenger RNA from Rosa rugosa (rugosa rose), 1622 nucleotides. RefSeq names its product hydroxyproline O-galactosyltransferase HPGT1-like. The coding region runs from base 186 to 1208 and encodes 340 amino acids. Gene Ontology annotation, cellular component: Golgi membrane. The record is from RefSeq and is a predicted model, not a curated record. Gene Ontology annotation, molecular function: hexosyltransferase activity. The transcript is spliced from 12 exons. NCBI's taxonomy places the organism in Eukaryota, Viridiplantae, Streptophyta, Magnoliopsida, Rosales, Rosaceae.